Messenger RNA from Tigriopus californicus, 4145 nucleotides. RefSeq names its product rab GTPase-activating protein 1-like (gene GAPcenA). The transcript has a single exon. NCBI's taxonomy places the organism in Eukaryota, Metazoa, Arthropoda, Copepoda, Harpacticoida, Harpacticidae. Bases 593 to 3889 code for a protein of 1098 amino acids. The record is from RefSeq and is a predicted model, not a curated record.
CUAUUCCAAAAGGUCACAGAUCAUAAGGCCGCACUUGGCCACGAGGAACCAAAAUAGUGCGAAGCCUUAUCCAAAACAUUUCUAACAGUUUUGCCCCAAUAACAUAUUCUCUAGUCUUUGUUUUGGUAACGGCAAGAAAAACCCUCUGUGAUGAGGGUACAUCCCUCAACAUGGAGAAAAAGAUCCAGCCUUAAUCUUAAAACUGAAGACUAGAUCCUUCGCUCUCAGAGCUAAUUCCGCACUCGACUAAUUUUUCGUCCCACCCAUGAAGUGACUUUCCGGUCACCCUUUCUCUGAGUUGCUUUGGAGUGGAAGUGUUCAGUGGUCACUUACUGAUCAGUGCGUCCGUUGGGUCCGUUCGCCGUCAAUCUCCGCAGACUCCGUACUCCGUACGACUCUCAUUAACAGUACAUACCUACCGUACAACGGCACGCUCCAUCCCUCCAUCCUAUGCUCCACCCUACAUAGACUUGGUGUCCUGGGUGGCCGAGAUUCUAGUGCGGGUGGGCGCGGUUUGUGGUGGUGAACUGGUCCGGCGUGGAUACAUGCUCGAUAAUGACCCUGCAUUGGAUGAAGAGGUGAUUGAUUAACCAUGGAACCCGUUGAAACGGUGGCCGAUCGGGGUGAAGUCAACGACGAUAACAAAACCUCUUCCUCCUCGCCCUCUUCGGCCGAUUUCGAAAUGUUGCCGCAUACGGCUCAGCCCGCACAGCCGCACACAGACCCGCCUGCGGGUGAUACGGAUCCGCAUUUGGACUUGCAGGGUGGGAAUCGCGAAGAUCUGGCCCGAACCCUUUCAGAUUGCCUGCAGUCCUCGCCGGAGGAAGAGGCGGCUAAUGCGGUUCCUGCUGUGCCUGCGGUUCAGAGCAUGGUAAAUGAGAGUUUGCACGAAGAGGAAGAAGAGGAGGACGGUCCAGAUGGCGAAAAUGCCACCAUUUUUCAUCGGAUUUACUAUUUGGGCGCGGAGGCCAUUGAGCAUCCCAAAGAUGAGGCCAUGAUUCAAGAUCACAUGAUGGAGAUUAACCGUGGCCGUGAUGCGGUGUCGGUGCGGCUCAGCGUGCCGCGCACCUCUGACGGUCGGGUGAGUCUACGAAGGGAGACGCCUGAAGAGCUCAUGUUCCGCCUACCGGUCAACCGCAUUAUCUACUUUGCCCGUGGCACGGCCGAAUCGCGGUGCUUCGCUCUGACUUCCAUCAAAUUGGAUCGUGAUGGGGUGGCCUUCGAGCCCCGCACUUUUCAAAUCCAUGUAUUUCGUUGCGCGGUGGCUGAGGCCGUGGACAAGGUCUUUGUGUCCUUUGCUCAGACCUUUAAACGGGCUUCGCCGCAGCCGGCCCGUCUCCUGCCACCCGAGAACUUUGAAGAAGGUGAACCCUUCUUAUUUGAGGUCAGUUUGGAGAUUCGUGAGAAAGAGGAAGGCAAGAGCACUUACGAAAUUGUACCGCGGCAAAAAGGCUUCUUCAAGCUCCGGACAGAUGUCGAGAAGAGAGUGGUCUUAAAUGUACGGCAGAUUUCGCGCAAUCAUUGUCAUUUGGUCAUUGAACGUUGUUUCGGCAUGUUGGUCAGUCCUGGGCGGAAUGUGCGGCACGCGGACAUGCAAUUGUUGGAACGCGUUACCAUGACCAAUGCCACGCUGGUCGCCCCUAGCGACGGCGGUCAGAGCUCCACGAGUGGUGCCGCCAAUUGUGCCGGACAGAUCAUCACCGGGACUUGGGAUCCGAGCGAGGCCUCGUUUGCUAUGUUGAACCAAGAAACCUCGGCCGACCGGUCCCCGGUGUACAUGACAAUUGCAGCCGAUCUGGUUAUCGCGCAAGUGGCGGAACCCGUUAGAUUUGUCAUGGAGACGAAGGCCCGAAUCUUUCCCACGUCCGAGAGAUAUUGGUACUUUUCCAAAAAGAGCGUCGUGAAGCAAUUCCAGAUCCGACUCAAACGAUCCAAGGAACCGCAAGGCGAGAAGAUUUUUGAUCUGUGCGGCAUAGAUGUCAGUGAGGAGAUUGAUCGGGUUCGUGGUGGGAGUAUCACAUCUCAGAUAGCCAGCUUGACGGCAUCGACUCUUGGGUCGUUUCGGAACCAAUAUGGUCUUGUGACGGUGGAUGAACCAAUAUCUCCCCCCUGUGAGGAGGACGAAGAUUCCGAUGGCGAGGAGCCCCUACUCUCCGGAUUCGGCGAGGUCAGCAAGGACUGCAGUGGCACCGAGUUGGAGCUGUGGAGCCAAGUCCUCCAAGAGUGGGCCACUGACAAUCCUUUGCAGUUCCCCAAACAGUUGCCACGCUUGGUCAAAAGGGGCAUUCCGGAGGCACUCCGAGGGGAGGUGUGGCAACGGAUGACCGGGGCUAGUGCCCAUGUCGAGCAAACCGUUGAAAGCUAUCGCCUUUUAACCACACAAGAGUCCCCGGACGAAAAAGUCAUUCUUCGUGAUAUUCAUCGCACGUUUCCCGCUCAUGAGUUCUUCAAAGAAGCGGGAGGCAUCGGCCAAGAGGCUCUUUAUCGCAUUGCCAAGGCUUAUUCCAUCUACGAUUCCGAGAUCGGAUACUGUCAGGGUCAAAGCUUCCUCAUCGCCUCGCUCUUGCUUCAAAUGCCGGAAGAGCAAGCUUUUGGAGUUCUAAUACAAGUCAUGCAUCGUCUGGGUCUCCGGGAUAUGUUUCGGGAAAAUUUCGAACAGCUUCAAUUGCGCCUGUAUCAAUUGGACCGACUCAUCGAGGCGAACUUUCCCGAUCUAUGGCAACACUUUGCCGACAACGGGAUCGAAUCCCACAUGUACGCCUCCCAAUGGUUUCUGACCAUCUUUACGGCCAAAUUCCCUUUGUUUCUCGUGUUCCGUGUGCUGGACGUGUUCCUGCUUUUCGGGUUCGAUUCCAUCUUCCAAGUGGCUCUGGGCAUCUUGAAAGUGUCCAAAAAGGAUAUGCUUUUCCAAGAUUUCGAGGGCUUGAUGAAGUAUUUCCGUGUGAAUAUCCCAAAACGUUAUCGGAGUGAGGAAAACGCCAAACAUCUGAUGGAAGUGGCCAAGGGGAUCAAAAUCAAACGCUUGAACAAAUAUGAAGGGGAAUGGCUGCACAUCAAAGCGGCUGAACGGGCACGAGAAGAUCCCGUAAUUCGCUUAGAGCGCGAGAAUAAGAAGCUUCUCAAUGACAAUCUCCGAUUAGACACCGAGAACGACAACCUGGCCCGUCAAUUGGUGAACUCGAAAAUCGAGAUGCGCAAGGAGAUCGACAACAUUGAGGAUGAGAAAGAUCUCUUUGAGAAGGAGGCCUCCAGCGCCAAGACAUUAUUACAGGAGAACGCUGAGGAGAACAAGCGACUUCAUCAGCAAGUAUUCUCUCUCAAGGAAUUGUUAAAACGAGAGGUGGCCAAAUCCGAUGCCGAAUUGGCCACCAAAGCCAAUGUCAUCGCCGACUAUAAGCUCAUCACUUCUCAGUUGAGCGAGAAAUUGGAGAAAUUACUAAAUCAAGCCAAAGAAAACACCAGGAAGAGUCAGAAUUCAUCUUCCACCACGGAGAUAUGUGAUAGUAGCACCAGUAGUAAUAGCAGUAGCCACAACAACCCUGUGGACAAUGACAGUGGCAAUCUACAGGAUCUGGACCAAGCCAACGAGCGGGUUCGCGAGCUAGAGUUGGAGUUGGCUCAGACCAAAUUGGCUUUGGUGGAAACCGAAUGCCGCCUACAAGAUGUCUCUCACCACAUGAACGCCCUGACCAUGAGCACUUCCAGUGGGCAUCCCGAAUCCGGCAGUGGCUCCCACGCCUCGGGCUCGUUUCGAAGCACGUGGUUCUCCAAAACCCUGAGUUCGAUCAAGGAAACUACCACCCACGCUGCGGCCUCAUCCAAAGAUGCCAUUCGGAAGAGCAAUUCGAUUGAUGUACUCAAAAGUGGUGGAGACUUCCAAUCGCACUGAGGGUAUGAUGCUAUUGUGCACCUGCUUCUUAACUCAACUAGUGUUCCCUUCAUUCUCAUAUCCUCCGUUCGAGAAACCUAUCGACCCAAUGAUCACCUGUUAUCUGCGUAUACCAACCCAUCCACCCAGUGUCAAAAUAAUCGGUAAAGUCUAACCAGAUUUUGUUAUUUUCAUCUGCUAUUCAUGGUCAUUCCAUUGCUUUCACGAAUUCCUCGAUUAACUUCUCUGCAUUGACAAUAAAACAAGAACCAUCGGA